This is a messenger RNA of Thalassophryne amazonica, 1159 nucleotides long. RefSeq names its product stathmin domain containing 1 (gene stmnd1). Lineage: Eukaryota; Metazoa; Chordata; Actinopteri; Batrachoidiformes; Batrachoididae. The record is from RefSeq and is a predicted model, not a curated record. The transcript is spliced from 5 exons. Bases 173 to 1159 code for a protein of 328 amino acids.
UUAACCUGGUCAGAUUUGUUGUAGCAACGGCCCCUAGCAACGCAUCGGAUCCACGGAGACGGUGUGUUUAGUGAAGGAAUUCACAUUGGUCGAUGCCCCGGGUUGAGUCAGUUUUUCGAUCGCAACAUCUCACACUUGGACUUGUUUGAGAUAUCUGAGCUCUGACGGGACUAUGGGGUGCGCUGCUUCCACAAACAAUGUGGUAAAACCGCUGCCACCCGAAGUGCAGGAAGGAGACGAGGAUGAUACAGGCAGUAAACACAGCAACCGUGGAGACUCUGCAGUGUCAAAAGUCACCACAGAUAGUGGGGUGGUGAUGGAGAACAGAGAAAUCCCCGAGGUGCCGGGAAUAUUGCCCAGACGACUCCCGCCACUGAUACCAAACACAGAAAGCGAGGGAAGAGUAAAUGUACAAGAUGCCAGCCUCAGCUUCCUGCAGCAGACGAGCGCAGAACCAAAGUCCAGUGAGAUUCUGGGUGAGCCGCUGACCCGAGCCAUCUUUCCUGACCGCCAGCCCAAACAGAAGGGCAGCAUAGCCUGGGAAGCCUACAGCAUUAUGCUGGAGGACACAAAGGGGCCCCAGCGAAGGCCUCCAGCCAGACUGAAGUCCCUGAAGGCUUGGAAAGAGCAGAAUUCCCCCAGUAAAGAGGCCAUGGAGCAGAAGAUCAGGCAGGUUGAAGAGAGACGCAAGUUAAGGGAAGAUAAAUUCAAGACACUUAUGAGGGCCCAAUCAGCCUGUGUUCGACCCCCGGUCCCUGCCUCCUUUGCAAAAAACAAAGAGGACCCAACUGUCACUCCUGUGGAACCACUACAGCUGACUUCUGUGCCUGAGCCUACUGGGACCCCAAAAAACAGCAAACACUUCCAAGUUCUGCUUCACAUUCAAGCUGCUGAGGAUGGAGACUUGACAAGAGAGGGUGAAGAGGAUGACAGGGAGUGGAGCAGAGCGGUGGGCGCGGCAGAUGAAAGAGGACAGGUGCACGAGGAAGCAGCAAGCAGAGAUCCCAAGCAGCAACAGAAGAAAGGACAGAACGGAAGUGAAGAUGAUGGCGAGCUCAAAGAGGAGGAAAAUGUGGAGUUCCACCUCCUCACAGCCUCAGUGGAACUCGAAAGUGACUCUACCUUCCAACACGUAAAAGACAAUGAUGAGACAUUUUAA